Molecule: messenger RNA, 2622 nt
Organism: Histoplasma capsulatum G186AR
Lineage: Eukaryota; Fungi; Ascomycota; Eurotiomycetes; Onygenales; Ajellomycetaceae
Exons: 6
Coding region: 1-2622 (873 amino acids)
Molecular function (GO): RNA binding
Source: RefSeq, a predicted model, not a curated record
AUGGCCUCAACUAUCCCUGAUGAGGUUUUUCAUGUUCGUGGCAAGACUCUCACCCCGGAAAGUCCACAGCCACUUCAUGUAUCUGAACCUACUCACAUCCCGUUGCUGCAGAGUCAGAUGGAUCCGUCAUUUAGCGAUUCACCCAUGUAUAAACAGAUAUUUAUGGAGAAAACGCCACCUUUGGACACUGAGUCGGUUGUAGGUGAACAGGUUCAGGUCACAACGCAUACAUACGCUAUGCUGCGUCAUAAAUUUGAAAACCUGGGGUCAAAAGGCGUUGGCGAGCAAGGAGCAGUUAGCUUUUCUCGAUCUUUACACACGGGUUAUCAACCAAAGACUGAUACAGAAAAUGAAUCGACUUUUUCAUCUGCUUACAGCACAAGUCAAUCUCCAUGUCGUGUUUCUCAAACCUCCACUGCUGACGUGAACGAACCAACCGUGCCUUCCCAUACCACAUCCAUCACAUCUGAAACUCCGUCCCCAUUAGAUCGUCCUAUACUUUCCGAGAACUCCCCAUCCGAACCCCAUUAUUCACCUACGCUUCCGGGCAAUGAUCAAAUGACGGGAUCAAAGGAUGCAGACGUGAAAUCCACUAGGAAAUUUAUUUCUCCCGCUUCUCUUGGUGAUCAUAAUAAAAACAUUAAAACUAAAGCAGAUCUUGAGGGAGAUGCCAGCGACCAGAAAUCCCUGAAUACCUUAUCAAAUGCUAAAAGUGCCAAAAGUACUACCGAUUCUCCCACAAAAUACCGCCAAAGACCUUCUAUCCGACCGGGUCCUGACAACAUUCAAUAUUUCCACCCGUUGCCCAACCAACCUGAAAGUGGAUCUUCCCAAUACGGCCCAAGUAAUUUUCCUAAGCCUAGUGGGCUGCCAUCCCCUGCAUCUGGAACUUCGUCUACCUCAAAUGGAUUUCCCCCUCAUAUUGCGGGUUUUCAGAAAUUUUCCCAAUCACCUGGCAACCAAACGAAAAGCAGUGUUCCAAAGGCUCCCCGAAGUGAUAGGCUGAACAACGAAGAACCCAAGAGUUCCCGCUGGGAAGGAGAUAGGGAGGAGCCUUGGGCGCCUGAAAUUCAGAAAAAAUAUGAUAAAUUUCUCCAUAACGAACGUGUUUAUGUUACUGAAGGGCUUUGGGAUCGGUUUUCGCCUGGAUCGAGGUUGUUUGUUGGGAAUCUCCCCACGGAGAGAGUCACCAAACGGGACCUCUUCCACCUGUUUCAUAAAUACGGUGAUCUCGCCCAAAUAUCCAUUAAGCAGGCAUAUGGAUUUGUCCAGUUCCUAGAACCUACAUCUUGCCAUAAUGCGUUAGAAGCAGAACAAGGAGGAUUUAUACGAGGUCGCAAAAUUCAUCUUGAAAUCUCAAAACCUCAAAAAUCAACGAGAAAUGCUCCGGCACCGGAUUCUUCGAGGCAACCAGUUAAGAGAAGGUCUAGGUCACCUGAAGCUGCCCGAGGUGUAUCAAAUUACCGUGGCAUCCGUGACCGAUUUGACAGAACUGCGGAGCCUGGCAGGCCACCUAUCAGAGAAUUCAGGGACCGUGAUGAGCCGUAUCGCCGUCGUGAUGAUUACCACUCAGCUCGCACGCCAUCUCCACGUGGACACCGCCGAGGUGACCCUCGCUCCCAUGAUCGAAUUCCAGAGAAUUAUGAACGACGUCGCAAUAGGCGUCGUUCAAGGUCUCCUUACUCACGUUCAGGGAGAUAUAGAAGUCCGAGUCCGAGAGAAAAGGGUUCUGCAAAUGACUCAGAUCUUCAUAUUCCAAAGCGAUCCCCACGAGAAGUACCAGAUGUCGAGAUAAUUGUCUUAGAAAACGUUGAUAGGGAUUUCAUACAUCAUAUCGAAAAAACUUUUCGAGACCGGGGGUUGCGAACGAAUGUUCUCAUUUUAAGCCCCCGGAUGUCCCUUACAGCUGUUAUUCGACGUCAGAUAAUAGAGGGAGUGCAGGCAAUUGUCAAGCUAUCCCGCUCAAAUCAGUAUUCUGGCAAAAUCCCAUUACAGGUGUUUGAUCGCACUGGUGGCAUCGACAAUGUUAAGUUCAAUGAAUAUUCAGAGCUUGAAUUGAAUGUUGCUGCCGAUGUCGUGCUUCAUGCGACGACCAUCCACCCUGGGAGUACCUCGAAAUAUACCACUACGCAAAUGCCUGAAAUUUCUCAACUGCAGGCGUCCUCUAAAGUCCCACCUCCUUUAAAAUCUAAUAAUAAUAUUACGAAUCUCAUUUCUAGUCUAGAUAGCACCGCACUUCAAUCUCUCCUUCGAGCACUACAACAAAACCCUUCACCCCAGAAUUCUGCCCAACUGACUAGCUGCACGCUCCAGGCCGCUCAGCAGCACUACACUCCCCAAGGCAACCCAACAGAUCUUGCGAGUAUCCUUAGUAGCUUCUCUCGUCAGCAAAAUUCUUUGGUUCCUCCAACCUCUGCCACCCAAACAGCUCAGCCUCCUGCUUAUGGGCUUCCACCGCAGCUCCCCGGCGGGAAAAGUGAUCCGAACUUGGCAUCCCUUCUGGCUCAAACUUUGGGAGGACAACGAUUAAGUCAACCGCUUAUCGCGCCUCCUCAGAUAGCGCCACAGAUGUCUCCCCAUAUUCAGAGUAUCAUGGACCAAUUGAAGAAGUGGAAGCAAUGA